This is a messenger RNA of Cimex lectularius (bed bug), 2125 nucleotides long. Its product is annotated as lachesin-like. Gene Ontology annotation, cellular component: neuron projection. The transcript is spliced from 9 exons. NCBI's taxonomy places the organism in Eukaryota, Metazoa, Arthropoda, Insecta, Hemiptera, Cimicidae. Bases 59 to 1294 code for a protein of 411 amino acids. The record is from RefSeq and is a predicted model, not a curated record.
GUUCUACGGGCCCGGAUCUGUGCUUCGCUCUUCCCGUUUUCAUGUGUUCUGUGCUCCAAUGAUCAACAGCCAGAGAUCGUCAUGUCGCAUCCUCGUCACCUCCCUCCUCCUCUUCUUCAUCAUUAUGUCAAACGCGCUCACGGAAGGGCCAAAAUUCGCAGAGCCCAUACCCAACGUAACCGUAGCACUGGGAAGGGACGCUUCACUUCCUUGCGUCGUGGACAACCUUGGAAACUACAAGGUCGCUUGGAUUCAUAUUGACCGACAGAUGAUCCUGACGAUUCACCGGCACGUUAUAGCCAAAGUUUCCAGGUUCAGCGUUUCGCACGACAACCACAAAACUUGGUUAUUAAACGUUAAUCAAGUUCAACAAGAAGACAGGGGUUAUUAUAUGUGCCAAGUCAACACAAACCCGAUGAUUAGCCAAGUUGGCUACCUUCAAGUUGUAGUCCCUCCAAACAUUUUGGACGACCAAAGCACUCCAUCAUCCGUAGCGGUGAGGGAGAACCAGAAUGUCUCGCUGACGUGCAAAGCCGACGGUUUGCCCAUCCCAAAGCUCUCAUGGAGAAGGGAGGACGGCCAACCCAUUACCAUCGACAGGAAGACCAAAGUUAAUAUCCAAGAAGGAGAACAACUUAAUCUAACUCGUAUAACAAGAAACGAGAUGGGGGCGUAUUUAUGCAUUGCUUCAAAUAGUGUGCCUCCUUCUGUCAGCAAAAGGAUAAUUCUUGAUGUCGAAUUUUCACCGAUGAUUUGGGUACCAAACCAACUGGUGGGCGCCCCGGCAGGGACUGACGUGACGAUAGAAUGCAACACAGAAGCCUAUCCAAAAGCGAUAAGCUAUUGGGUCUAUGAGGGGAUCAUGCUUCUUCCGACCAAAAAGUACAUAUCCAACAUUCAAGAGAAUUCGUACAGGACGUACAUGAAGCUCACCGUGCGCAACAUAACAUCCAAGGAUUUCGGGAGCUACAGGUGCAUAUCGAAGAACUCCCUUGGGGAAACCGAGGGCUCAAUCAGACUCUACGAGAUCCCAUUGCCUUCGGAAGCGCCGAGGACGACGGAAAUGGGCAGCAGAGCAGGGAAAGACGUUGGGAAGACAAAGCCAAAGCUGAUGGUAAGGAGCACUACAGUAGCCCCUAGAAGAACGACCCCUUCUGUGACAACUACGACGUCAUCAAUAAGUAACUUCAUUAUUACGUAUUCUUCAGGUAGUCGAGUGGAAGCCAGUUGGUCAAGCACCUACUUCAUUCUUGCGGCGCUCAUCAUCAUCCACAGCCGGCCCUCAUCACUCUAAACACAAAGACUGCUCCGAUCUGUGUAACGAUUUUAAAAAUUGUACAUCCCUUAGUUUUGUUUUAAAAUUAUACAAUGAUUUAAUUAGAAGAACAAAUUAGUGUUGUUCAGUAAUGAAAAAAAUUGUUACAGAUUAUUUAUCAUAAUAUUAUUUUUGAUUACUCAAAUGCUUAUAAAUAUAAUUCAUUUUUAUUCUUAGCAAUGCCGUUGGUUUAUUCACGUUAGUGAACAAUAAACAUUUGCAUGAUAUUAAACUUGAAUUGGCGUCGUUUAUGAUAAAGAGCGCUUCCAGUCUGGAUUAAAAGGUAUCAUCAAGAAAUUAAUGCAUGCAGACUUUACACGAUGUUGCAUAUCAACGACAUUAAACAAACAAGACAUUAAGACAUAAUUUUUUUUUUUUUAAAUCGUCCAGAUCAAAAGUUGCCGGUUACAGCAGGUAUUGCCCGCGGCGUAACGAGGUGAAAAAUGUUGGCUCCCUCCGAUUGAAUGAGCCCGAAUUUCGCCGGGCUAACCAGCCGAGAAAGUUCGGCAAACUUUUUAUAAAAAUAAUCUCAAUCGGGCAGCCAACCAAAACAAAAAUAUUGGGAUUGCCCGACCAACUUCACCGGCUUCGAGGUUUUCAGCCUGAUCGUUGUCCCGCUGUUCCUUAAAAAAACAGUCCCAUCCACGGCGGUUUAAAACUUUGAAAUCCGUCUCGUCUUUUCCGUGGUAUGUGAAAAAGUUCACUUGUUUAAAUUUCGCCCUUUCGUCUUAUUUAUAUAUUUCUAUAAAUUAGUAUUCAAUCCAAUUCCACACUGUUUAAUUAUACGCCAUCUUUCGUUAUUAACCUUUA